Closterium sp. NIES-67 is the source of this 936-nucleotide messenger RNA. The record is from the annotation of a GenBank genome assembly. NCBI's taxonomy places the organism in Eukaryota, Viridiplantae, Streptophyta, Zygnematophyceae, Desmidiales, Closteriaceae.
GAACUACGGGACCAGCUGGACUAUUUGCUGGCCAACGGGUUCAUUCGACGGAGUACGUCCCCGUUCGCCGCCCUGAUCUUGUUCACACCCAAGAAGGAUGGGGGCCUCCGAGUCUGCAUUGAUCAUCGCGCCCUUAAUCGGGUCACGAUAAAGUCUCGCUACCCAAUACCGCGUGAGGACGAACUGAUUGACCAGCUGCGAGGCGCUCGCUAUUUCUCGAAGAUCGACCUUCGCGGCGAUUACCACCAGAUUCGAAUCUUCGCCGACGAUUGCCACAAGACCGCGUUUCGUACUCGCUACGGGGGUUAUGAAUACACUGUCAUGCCGUUUGGGUUAACGAAUGCCCCCUCGACGUUCCAACUGACAAUGAACGGGGUAUUCCAGAAUCUACUCGAUAAAUGUGUGCUCAUUUAUCUGGAUGACAUCCUGAUUUACAGCACAACACGGGAGCAACACUUCAAGGACUUGAAAGCGGUUUUUCAACGCCUGCAGCAAAAUCGUCUCAUCACCAAAUGCUCGAAGUGCGAGAUUUUACAACCUGAACUGGAGUUUUUGGGGCACGUUAUUUCGACGGAAAGCGUGAAAAUCGACCCCCGCACAAGAAUGGAAGCCGCCAACCAACCUCCAAGAGCUACAAUCGUUUUUGGGGUUCGUCAAUUACGUGCGCUGGUUUAUCCCCAAUAUGGCGGGAGACCCGAAAUUCACCUCGCGCUUCUGGCAAGACACGUGGAACCGAUACGGCACCCGCCUAUAGUUCUCGUCCGCUUAUUACCCGCAAACCGACGGUCAGAUAGAACGGACGAAUCCGACCAUGGAACAGUUGGUUCGCAUGAACUGCCCGGAUAUCAGCAAAUGGGAAGUUUCGCUACCCACGCUCGAGUUUUCCUAGAACAAUGCACCCUCCGCCACGACUAAUCACUCGCCUUUUUUCCUGAA